UGCCCAUGGGGAACACCAUCCGGGCCCUCGUGGCCUUCAUCCCCACCGACCGCUGUCAGAGUUAUGUGGUGGGGGACCUCCGGGAAAUGCCGCUGGACAGGAUGGUGGAUCUGAGUGGGAGCCAGCUGCGUCGCUUCCCACUGCCCGUGUGCUCCUUCACCGCGCUGGUAAAGCUCUACCUCAGCGACAACCACCUCCACAGCCUGCCUCCCGACCUGGCCCAGCUGCAGAACCUGCAGAUCCUGGCCUUGGAUUUCAACAACUUCAAAGCUCUUCCCCAGGUGGUGUGCACCCUAAAACAGCUCUGCAUCCUCUACCUGGGCAACAACAAACUCUGUGACCUCCCGGAGGAGCUCAGGCUGCUCCAGAACCUGCGGACCCUGUGGCUUGAGUCGAACUGUCUCACCCGACUGCCCAACGUGGUGUGUGAGCUGAGCCUCCUCAAGACCCUGCACGCGGGUUCCAACGCCCUUCGGCGGCUGCCGGGCCAGCUCCGGCGCCUGCACGAGCUCAGGACCAUCUGGCUCUCGGGCAACCAGCUCGCAGACUUCCCCCCUGUGCUGCUUCACAUGCCGUUCCUGGAGGUCAUCGACGUGGAUCGCAACAGUAUCCGCUACUUCCCCAGCCUGACCCACUUGACGAAUCUGAAGCUGGUCAUCUAUGACCACAACCCUUGCAGAAACGCCCCCAGGGUGGGCAGAGGUGUGCGCCGUGUUGGCAGGUGGGCAGAGGAGACACCAGAGUCUGGCUCGAGAAAAGCUAGGCGACAUGCGCUGGCCGGUGAAGAGAGUCGAGGGCCGCCUCCUCUCCUUCCUCCCAGCCCCUGA
Meriones unguiculatus (Mongolian gerbil) is the source of this 827-nucleotide messenger RNA. RefSeq names its product leucine rich repeat containing 10 (gene Lrrc10). Gene Ontology annotation, molecular function: protein binding. The record is from RefSeq and is a predicted model, not a curated record. The transcript has a single exon. Lineage: Eukaryota; Metazoa; Chordata; Mammalia; Rodentia; Muridae. The coding region runs from base 6 to 827 and encodes 273 amino acids.